UCCAAAAAAUAGCAAGCAGUGCGGCGAAGGGAAAAAACAAAAGUCCACAAAUUCAGAGGGAGACUGGGGGAGAAAGUUCUGCAAAGUUUCAAACUCCUGGGGGAUUAUAUCAGAUUACGGAUGAUAUGAAAUAAAAGUGCUACAUCUGGGGGACGAGACUGAAGGAAGAUGCAAAUGGCAAUACUAACGAGUAUGAGGAAAUGUGUACUCUGAUUGGCCAAGGAGAAUACAUUUUGAUGAGAAUGCACCUUGUAUCCCUCCAGGCAAAAAGUGAUAUAGAAUCUCAGAUUGUAUCUGCCAUCUGCCUCAUCCUCAACCAGAAAAAUGAAAAGAGGUUUCAAGAACAAAUAUACUGUCUCCCCCCCGAUAUUGUGAGCAUGGCACUUUCAGAUCACCCAAAGGGGGAAUUCAUAUCACCGAAAACGAAAAAGGAAUUCAGGGUGGAAGUCUACCCGAGUUUCAUUCCCUUCAUAGAUAGAAAAAAAUUAACUUCGCAUCCAUAUAUUUUUGCUCCUGUUUGCCACUUGGGGCAUUGGUGGUUAUGACUGAUAAAUACAACAAAGCGAAAAUGUCAUAUACUUGACCCGCUACACAAAAAAGCUCCAAGCGAUGAGAGAAAGCAGGUUAAUAAAUUCACUGGAUAUGUAUUUUCAAGAUUGAUAACAUAUGCCGGCGGGGAACCUCUGCAGAAAGGAGAGAACGAGAAGAAAAUUAAAUC
Molecule: messenger RNA, 718 nt
Organism: Arachis ipaensis
Lineage: Eukaryota; Viridiplantae; Streptophyta; Magnoliopsida; Fabales; Fabaceae
Source: RefSeq, a predicted model, not a curated record